This is a messenger RNA of Abrus precatorius (Indian licorice), 1092 nucleotides long. RefSeq names its product glycine-rich cell wall structural protein 1-like. NCBI's taxonomy places the organism in Eukaryota, Viridiplantae, Streptophyta, Magnoliopsida, Fabales, Fabaceae. The coding region runs from base 1 to 1092 and encodes 363 amino acids. The transcript has a single exon. The record is from RefSeq and is a predicted model, not a curated record.
AUGGGUGGGAAAUGGCUUUCUGCGAGUGUUCUUGUUCUAUGCAUUGUUCUUCAGUUGAGUGUGAUUGCUGUUGAUGGUGAUCAGAAGCUUGACCAAGCGAGGUUUGGAGAUGAUUGUCGAUUUGGUGGUGGGCCACGGUGUAGGGGUUGGAUGGGCCGUCGUGGGCCUCGUGGUCGUGGUGGGUUUGGUGGUGGAUCAGGUUUUGGUGGCGGGGGAGGUCUUGGAGGUGGUGGCGGUGUUGGCGGCGGUGGCGGUGGCGGCUUUGGAGGUGGAGGAGGAGGUGGUGUUGGAGGUGGAGCUGGUCAUGGCGGAGGUUUUGGUGCUGGGGGAGGUGUAGGCGGUGGAGUUGGAGGAGGCAUUGGUGGUGGUGGAGGAGGAGGUGCUGGUGGUGGUGGAGGAGGUGGAUUGGGUGGUGGGUCGGGACAUGGUGGAGGGUUUGGUGCUGGUGGUGGUGUUGGUGGAGGAAUAGGUGGUGGAGCAGGUGGUGGGGGCGGCGGAGGAGGAGGAGGUGGUGGUGGUGGAUUGGGUGGUGGCUCGGGACAUGGUGGAGGCAUAGGCGGUGGGGCAGGUGGUGGUGGUGGUUUGGGUGGAGGUUCAGGACAUGGAGGAGGAUUUGGAGCUGGUGGUGGUGUAGGAGGUGGUGUUGGUGGAGGAGGUGGAGGUUCAGGACAUGGAGGAGGAUUUGGAGCUGGUGGUGGUGUAGGAGGUGGUGUUGGUGGAGGAGGUGGAGGAGGAGGAGGAGGAGGUGGUGGUGGUGGUGGUGGGGGAGGAAUAGGUGGAGGUUCAGGACAUGGCGGGGGCUUUGGGGCAGGUGGGGGUGUAGGAGGUGGAGCUGGUGGAGGAGUUGGUGGAGGAGGGGGAGCGGGAGGUGGUGGCGGCGGUGGAAUGGGUGGAGGUGCAGGUCAUGGAGGAGGCUUUGGUGCAGGUGGUGGUGUUGGAAGUGGAGGUGGAGCAGGUAUAGGUGGUGGUCGUGGUGGAGGGAUCGGUAUUGGAAUCGGCAUUGGAGUUGGAGUUGGGGUUGGAGCCGGAGCUGGACAAGGAUCCGGUACGGGUACGGGUACAGGUGUUGGUGGAGGAGGUGGGGGUAAAUAA